AAUUUAAAUUUUUAUUUUUAUUUUUAUGUGCAGGACAUGAUCACAGCAGGCAUGGACACUACUGCAAUAUCAGUUGAGUGGGCCAUGGCAGAGCUGAUCAAGAACCCAAGAGUGCAAGAGAAAGCCCAAGAAGCGUUAGACCGAGUCCUCGGGUUCGAUCGAGUGAUGACUGAGUCAGACUUCCCAAACCUCCCCUACCUGCAAUGCGUGGCUAAGGAGGCUCUAUGGUUGCACCCACCAACAACUCUCAUGCUCCCCCACAAGGCCGCUGCAAACGUUAAGAUCGGCGGCUACGAUGUUCCCAAAGGCUCCAACGUACAUGUGAACGUGUGGGCCCUUGCACGUGACCCAGCCAUGUGGAAAGAUCCACUACAGUUCCGCCCUGAGCGAUUCCUUGAGGAGGACAUCGACAUGAAGGGUCACGAUUUUCGGCUACUACCGUUUGGAGCUGGCCGUCAGGUUUGCCCUGGGGCCCAGCUGGGGAUCAAUCUGGUCCAGUCGAUGCUGGGCCACCUCUUGCAUCAUUUUCAGUGGACCCCACGAGAAGGGGUCAAGGCUUUUUGGGUUUUCUACGUAUGCUUAAAGCUUGUAGUUUGA
Molecule: messenger RNA, 597 nt
Organism: Magnolia sinica
Lineage: Eukaryota; Viridiplantae; Streptophyta; Magnoliopsida; Magnoliales; Magnoliaceae
Product: cytochrome P450 98A2-like
Exons: 1
Coding region: 37-597 (186 amino acids)
Molecular function (GO): heme binding; monooxygenase activity; oxidoreductase activity, acting on paired donors, with incorporation or reduction of molecular oxygen
Source: RefSeq, a predicted model, not a curated record